CUGUUACCAAGUACACCAGCUCUAAGUAGAUUCUAUCAAAGAACAUAAAACCCAAAGGCUCUUUUAAGAGCCACCCACAUUUUCAAUAACAGAGCUCAAAACACUGCUUUGUUUUCCCUGACUGGGGUUUUCGUAGUUAGUGAGAAUGGCGAGGACAAAGCAAACAGCUCGCAAAUCUACUGGGGGUAAAGCUCCCCGUAAACAGCUGGCUACUAAAGCUGCCCGUAAAAGUGCUCCUGCGACGGGAGGAGUGAAAAAACCUCAUCGCUACCGGCCCGGCACCGUGGCUCUGCGGGAGAUUCGCCGUUACCAGAAAUCUACUGAGCUGCUCAUCCGCAAGUUGCCCUUCCAGCGCCUGGUCCGUGAAAUCGCCCAGGACUUCAAGACCGAUUUGCGCUUCCAGAGCUCGGCCGUUAUGGCUCUACAGGAGGCUAGUGAGGCUUACUUGGUUGGGCUUUUUGAGGACACCAACCUGUGUGCUAUUCACGCCAAGAGAGUCACCAUCAUGCCCAAGGACAUCCAGUUAGCCCGGCGUAUCCGCGGAGAGAGAGCUUAACAUUCCUAAUAGAGGGCGUUCAUGCAACCAAC
This is a messenger RNA of Trachemys scripta elegans, 588 nucleotides long. Its product is annotated as histone H3. Bases 146 to 556 code for a protein of 136 amino acids. Gene Ontology annotation, cellular component: nucleosome. NCBI's taxonomy places the organism in Eukaryota, Metazoa, Chordata, Testudines, Emydidae. The record is from RefSeq and is a predicted model, not a curated record. The transcript is spliced from 2 exons. Gene Ontology annotation, molecular function: DNA binding; protein heterodimerization activity; structural constituent of chromatin.